AUGAGUAUAAAGAACAAAAUUGAUAUGAGCCUUGAUGAGCUCAUAGAGAAGGAAAACAUAAAAGCCAACCAGAAGGGUCCCAACGAAAAGAAGACAGUUAACAAGUCUAUUGAAAAAAGCACAGGGCAAAAGUACCUGCAUAGUAUAAUCAUUUCAAAUGUGAACAGCAACAACUUGGAGCUGUACAAAAAGGAAUUCAGCAAAUUUGGGAAAAUUUAUAAUAUUUAUCACGACAGUGAGAAGAAGAUCACAUACGUAAAAUAUGAUAAUAAAAACUCCUGCGAUAAUGCCAUAAAGUCCAUGAACGGUAACCCCCUGGAUGGGGACACCUUAACGAUAGUGAUGGGAAAGAAAAUACCAGACAAGAAGAACAACAAAGGCUCCAACCAAAACAACCACGUCAACAACAACAACAACCAUAAGCACAAUAAAAUCAUCCCUCCUUUUAAAAUGCCCGUGUACAAUCCUAACGGUCCCUACCCUUACUAUAUGAAUAAUAAUCAUGGCAAUCACCACCCGCCUCCCUAUGGCCACAUGCCCUACCAGAGCCCCUACCAGAGUAACAUGUUCGACAAGGGCAUGCCCCCGUUUAGUGGCGGGGGGAAACACCUUUACGAUAACCAAAAGAAUAACACCAUCAUAGUGACGAACGUCCCCACGUACCUAAACGCGGAAGAUAUUUUUUCAGCCUUUCAAGAGACGGGAAAAAUCGUCGAUGUGCAGAUCCUCAUGAAUGAGAAGAGAAAACUAACUGGCAUCGUCAGCAUCGAGUACGAAAAAAACGAGUCUGCCUCGGACGCAGUGCGUAUGUAUGAUGGAGGAUUUCUGAACGACAACAGGAUUAGGGUCUUCCUGGACUGCCGCUAA
This is a messenger RNA of Plasmodium cynomolgi strain B, 867 nucleotides long. Its product is annotated as RNA binding function. The record is from RefSeq and is a predicted model, not a curated record. Gene Ontology annotation, cellular component: cytoplasm; nucleus. Gene Ontology annotation, molecular function: mRNA binding. The transcript has 6 exons. NCBI's taxonomy places the organism in Eukaryota, Apicomplexa, Aconoidasida, Haemosporida, Plasmodiidae. The coding region runs from base 1 to 867 and encodes 288 amino acids.